Molecule: messenger RNA, 1212 nt
Organism: Kluyveromyces marxianus DMKU3-1042
Lineage: Eukaryota; Fungi; Ascomycota; Saccharomycetes; Saccharomycetales; Saccharomycetaceae
Gene: CUE5
Product: ubiquitin-binding protein CUE5
Exons: 1
Coding region: 1-1212 (403 amino acids)
Biological process (GO): ubiquitin-dependent protein catabolic process
Cellular component (GO): cytoplasm
Molecular function (GO): ubiquitin conjugating enzyme binding; ubiquitin binding
Source: RefSeq, a predicted model, not a curated record
AUGAGUGACAAGGUUGAAGACGUGCCCAUUGAUGUGGAGCCAGUAGAUGCCACCACACCAGUUCCAGAGGAGAGAGUGGAGGAGACGGUAGAAAAGAAGGUUGAGGAUAAGCCAGAGGAGAAGACUGAGGAGAAGACCGAAAAAUCAGAAUCAGGAAAGGAUGCAGAACAGAAAGAGAAAGAGGAAAAGGAAGAGGAAGAAGAGGAGGCUGCGCCUCCUCCAUUGCCAAGCAGGAAGUCUACCUCUUCGGAGAUUGAGAAGCCUAAGGAGAAUCCUAUGUUGAAGGAAUUGAAGGAGGCUUUCCCCGGUGUAGAAGAGAAGUAUGUGAAGGCAGUGUUGAUUGCGUCACAGGGACAGCUAGAUCCAGCUUUCAACGCGUUGUUGUUCCUCUCAGAUCCAGGAUUCGAGAAAGAGGCAUCAUUGCCAACGAGACCAGUGCAUGCCCCUGUGCAAGCACACCCGGAGACACCCCGCCAACUGUCGCAAUUGGAGCAAGACGAGUUGUUGGCUCGCCAAUUAGACGAGAAAUACAACAAGCACGGCCGUUCCUCUGGGGAAAGGGCUGCUCGCGAGCGUAGAAUCAGACGUCGUCAACGUGACUACGAGAGAAGGUACGGCCAGGGUGCGCAAGCCCCAGAGGGCACAGAAGACUAUGACGAAGACAGCGAUGAUAUGUUCAGCACGUUUGUCGAGAAGGACCUACCCCAGAUCCGCGAAAACUUGAACCGUAACAUCCAAGAAACAGGUAAAAAGAUCAGCACCUGGUUUAGUGGGAUCAAGAAGAAUCUGACCGAGGAAGGCUCUGACGAACAGAGUGUCGGUGGGAGAAGCUCGCGGUCGAAGUUCAACUCGUUUGGCGACCGCUAUGGCGACGACAGCGUGGAUGACCAAACAAAAUUGCAAAAUGCAGGAAUCACCUUGGAGAACGAGGAUCUAGAUUUCGGAUCGGACGAUGAUGUGCCACCACAAUUGCCUUCCAGAGCCAAGAGCAAGCAUGUCGUGGCAGAAACCACGUACAUAGACACUCCGGAACAAGCAAGAACGAAGCACAAUCGGUCGCCUUUGAAGACCUUCGCUCCACAAGCCAUAUCCCCAACCAAGACCAAGGCAAAGGCCACCACGGAAACGACCCCAGAGACUGCUUCCAAGGACCCAGGCCCAAUUACCCUAGAAGACAACGACAUCGUCGUCGACUCCGACCUUGACAUAUAA